Molecule: messenger RNA, 929 nt
Organism: Perognathus longimembris pacificus (Pacific pocket mouse)
Lineage: Eukaryota; Metazoa; Chordata; Mammalia; Rodentia; Heteromyidae
Gene: Etfbkmt
Product: electron transfer flavoprotein subunit beta lysine methyltransferase
Exons: 4
Coding region: 101-886 (261 amino acids)
Biological process (GO): peptidyl-lysine trimethylation
Cellular component (GO): mitochondrial matrix
Molecular function (GO): protein-lysine N-methyltransferase activity
Source: RefSeq, a predicted model, not a curated record
GCGCACGCGCAAAGGAGCAGGAGCGACACCCCAGCCAGAUAUCCGGAGGUGGGACGUGUCCAGCUUGUUCUCAGGCAAGCUGGGUUUUGGAAGAGGACGAAUGGCAUUGAGCUGUGGCUGGCAAGCUCCUAGGAGCCAGUGGUAUCUCCAGAAGGCCUACAGAUAUGCGGGCUUCUCCCUGUUUCUGGGGGACCGCUGUCCCUGGAGAGGAGCAGGAAGCCCUGUAAACGCAGAGGUGAAAAAGUUUCUUGAAAAGAACACAGAAGUCACCAGCACUGGCAACCUCACCCCCGAAAUCCAGCUACGACUUUUGACCCCCAGAUGCAAGUUCUGGUGGGAAAGAGCUGACCUGUGGCCUUUUGGUGAUCCUUACUGGGCCAUCUACUGGCCUGGAGGCCAAGCCCUGUCUAGGUAUCUCUUGGAUAAUCCUGGUGUUGUGAGAGGAAAGUCAGUGCUAGACCUCGGGAGUGGGUGUGGAGCCACAGCCAUGGCUGCGAAGAUGAGUGGGGCCUCACAGAUCCUGGCCAAUGACACAGACCCCAUUGCAGGAAUGGCUAUUGCACUGAAUUGUGAACUGAAUCGACUGGAUCCUUUCCCUAUCUUAACUGAAGACAUUUUGGAUAUGGAACAGGAGAAAUGGGACCUGGUUGUCCUUGGAGAUAUGUUUUAUGAUGAUGAUCUUGCUGACAGGCUCCAUCAGUGGUUGAGGAGCUGCCGUGGGACCUAUGGAACGCGAAUCCUGAUUGGUGACCCUGGCCGUCCCCAGUUCACAGGACACCGCAUCCAACAGCAGCUGUGUAAAAUAGUGGAGUUCUCCCUGCCUGAGCCCACCCAGCAGGAGAACAAUGGAUUGACAACAAGCGCAGUGUGGGAAUUCUGGCCUUGAACUGUUCUAGUGCUUCUAAGUUUCAAUACAAUUUUAUGUGGAA